Molecule: messenger RNA, 1067 nt
Organism: Ceratosolen solmsi marchali
Lineage: Eukaryota; Metazoa; Arthropoda; Insecta; Hymenoptera; Agaonidae
Product: aldose reductase-like
Exons: 5
Coding region: 56-1015 (319 amino acids)
Molecular function (GO): oxidoreductase activity
Source: RefSeq, a predicted model, not a curated record
GGUCGCUGAAGCGAAGCUUUUUUACGCAUCUAAGAGUAAUAUCGUGAAUUUCCAGAUGUCUUUAAGCGUGCCGAAUAUCAAGUUCAACAAUGGCAAUGUUAUUCCGGCAUUCGGCUUGGGCACAUGGAAGUCAAAGCCUGGCGAGGUGACCGAAGCCGUGAAGUACGCGAUCGACAUUGGAUAUCGGCACUUUGAUUGCGCUUACGUCUAUGGCAACCAGAAGGAAAUUGGCAUUGCCAUCAAGGAUAAGAUCGCCGAGGGCGUCAUCAAACGCGAGGAUCUCUUCAUUACGAGCAAACUAUGGAAUACCUUCCACAAGAGAAAUGCUGUCGAGAGCCACUUGCAAAGUACCCUGGACGAGCUGGGACUCGAGUAUCUUGAUCUUUAUCUCAUACACUGGCCGAUAGCCUUCAAAGAAGGAUCCGAACUCUUCCCCACCGACUCGGACGGCACCCUACAACUCGAUAACGACGCGGACUACGUCGAAACGUGGAAGGGCAUGGAGAGUGUGUUGGCGAAAUACCUUACGGUGAACAUCGGAGUCAGCAACUUUAAUUCGGAACAGAUCGAUCGGAUUAUCAAUUGCUGUGACGUCAAGCCCGUAACGAACCAGGUUGAAAGCCAUCCAUAUUUAAAUCAAGAGAAACUGUCAGAGUUUUGUCGGAAAAGGGGAAUUGUUAUCACCGCUUAUAGUCCAUUUGGCUCUCCGGACAGACCAUGGGCCAAGCCAGAUGAUCCAAAACUAUUGGAGGAUAAGAAAUUACUGGAAUUAAGCAAGAAAUAUAAUAAGACACCGGCUCAAAUCCUCGUUCGUUAUCAACUUGAUCAGGGAUGUGUUGUGAUUCCCAAAUCGGUGACAAAAUCACGCAUACUGGAGAACAGUCAGGUCUUUGAUUUCAAAUUAUCGGAAGCUGAUAUUACUUAUGUCAAGGAUUCAUUUAACUGUAAUGGUAGAAUUUGUGCAAUGGAAGGGAGCAUUGCGAGUGCGUACUAUCCAUUCAGCAUUCCAUUCUAAUAAUUUAGUUAAAAAAUUUUAUAAACCACAUAAGAUAUUCUAUGAAAUUAAU